AUGGCGCUCAGCCCCCCCGAGCUGCCGCUGCACUCGCCAUGGACCUUCUGGCUGGACAAGUCACUUCCUGGUACAACAGCGGCUGAAUAUGCGUUAAAUUUGAAGAAGAUUUAUACAGUACAAACAGUGCAGGAUUUCUGGAGUGUCUACAACAACAUUCCUCCCGUGACAAACUUGCCUCUGAGAUGUAGCUACCAUUUAAUGAGGGGAGAAAGGCGCCCGCUUUGGGAAGAAGAAAGCAAUGCCAAAGGAGGUAUAUGGAAAAUGAAGGUCCCUAAAGAAAGUACGGCUGCAGUUUGGAAAGAGCUUCUGCUAGCAACUGUCGGAGAGCAAUUUACAGAUUGUUGUGCAGCAGAUGAUGAAGUAGUAGGGAUAAGUGUCAGUGUUCGUGACCGUGAAGAUGUUGUUCAAGUCUGGAACAUGAAUUCCUCUUCAGCAAGUGAAGCAAAAGUUGUAGAGAAGAUUCAUAAACUUCUCCCACACACAUCUUUUAAAGUGGUCUUUUAUAAAUCCCACAGAGAGCAUCAUGCUUUUGAAGGCUGAUGUGGAAAGCAUUGAAUGCAUUAUAUGCCAAGAUCAUUUGUUGUUAUUUGGUGUUUUGAGCUGGUCUGGACAAGGAGGAGGAUGGUGGAAGUGCUACAUGGGGUUAACCCUUUUGACUUUCUGACAUUUCAAACUGGCCUAUUGCUACUGAAAAUGAAAAAAACCCAAACAGUUGC
Molecule: messenger RNA, 719 nt
Organism: Poecile atricapillus (Black-capped chickadee)
Lineage: Eukaryota; Metazoa; Chordata; Aves; Passeriformes; Paridae
Gene: EIF4E3
Product: eukaryotic translation initiation factor 4E family member 3
Exons: 7
Coding region: 1-543 (180 amino acids)
Biological process (GO): translational initiation
Cellular component (GO): eukaryotic translation initiation factor 4F complex
Molecular function (GO): RNA 7-methylguanosine cap binding; translation initiation factor activity
Source: RefSeq, a predicted model, not a curated record